Branchiostoma belcheri (Belcher's lancelet) is the source of this 1474-nucleotide messenger RNA. Its product is annotated as folic acid synthesis protein FOL1-like. The transcript is spliced from 2 exons. Bases 1 to 963 code for a protein of 320 amino acids. Gene Ontology annotation, molecular function: dihydroneopterin aldolase activity; 2-amino-4-hydroxy-6-hydroxymethyldihydropteridine diphosphokinase activity. Gene Ontology annotation, cellular component: cytoplasm. Gene Ontology annotation, biological process: folic acid-containing compound biosynthetic process. The record is from RefSeq and is a predicted model, not a curated record. NCBI's taxonomy places the organism in Eukaryota, Metazoa, Chordata, Leptocardii, Amphioxiformes, Branchiostomatidae.
AUGUCCCGUGGUACUUGUAAGCUUCCCAGUGGAGGAGGCUAUGACGUUAUAAGAAUAGACGACUUGCGCUGCCGCACAGAGGCAGGCUUGCUUCAAGACGAGAUAGGACAAAAACAGGAGGUCAUCAUCAGUCUUCGCCUGGGGUGCGAUGUCCGCGAAGCAGGAAAAAGCGAUGACGUCAGAGAUUCCGUGAACUACAGUGAUGUUUCGAAAGACGUCAUCAAUUACGUGGAGUCAACGUCUUUUAACUUGGUGGAGAAACUGGCAACGGAUGUGGCCAGGAUCUGUAUCGCUUUAUACAAGGUGCCAUGGGUCCAAGUCCUAGUCCACAAGCCACUGGUAGCGCGUUUCUGUAACUCUGUCGGUGUCCAGAUAGAGAGAACGCCGGACGAUUUCAACGACAGCGUGGUCUAUCUCUCCCUCGGCUCUAACAUCCACCCUAGGAAGAACCUGAAAGACGCCAUCGCCUUCUUGAAGAAGAAAGUCUUGGUGCUCAAGAUGUCUUCACCAUUUCUCACCCCGCCUCAGCUGCAAACAAACCAGCCGGAUAUCGUCAACAUGGCGGUCCAAAUCCUGACGGAAAUGGCGCCAACACAACUGAAAACCUUCACGUUGGGAAUAGAAAAGGAGCUUCUACGCGUGCGAGACCCCAACAACAAACACGGCCCCUGUACAAUCGACAUCGACAUCUCUCUCUGGGGGUCAGAAGUUUUGGAAUACGGCGUUAUCGAUAUCGAUAAAGAAGAGGCCAAUCACAGCUCGCCUUACGGCCACGUCAUCAGAACGAAGAACGUGCCCGACCCAGACGUUCUCCGGUUUGCUCAUGUGGCCGUGCCAUUGGCUGAGAUCUCUCCACACCUGAUUCAUCCAACCAAUGGCAGCACGCUAUCCUCCAUAGCCACGGACAUAACGGGCCGCGAGGAUUAUGCUAAUACAUUCCCCAUCGUGGAACUCUUCCGUUAGAUAGGCAACUGAUUUUGUGGAUGACAUGUUACAAAUAACCUCUACCAGGCUUCAGGAAGGGGUUGGAAAGAGUUGCUGUAAAAAUUUGGUCAAUAAAGAUAACAUGCCAGGGGAGUGGGCCUACCAAAGAGACCGGCUAACUGUUCUCUUAGCGCGGAGCAACUCCUUGGCAUAUCAUCUGUCUAUUUGACGAAUUUCUACUUUCCAACCGCUUCCCAAAGCCUAGUAGAGGCUAGAUGAUUCGUCAAAGCUAGUAGUGUAGACCUAUUGGGAAAGGUUGCAGUGAGAUGCGUAGAUUACUCAACGCUGCAAUAUAGCUUUGGGCACUAGGUGAUGUUAAUGGCUGAUCAUGAAUUUAAGGUGUUCAGAGUAAAUCAAAGGUUUUACUUUUCGGUAAUUAAUGGGACGAGUGUAAUGCAAACUUCGAUUCUUGUGAAUUCAUAAAAAACUGAAACCAGAAAGUUGGGAUAACUAUUGUUUUGUACAAUAUUCUAUACAAGAACACUUCAGA